This is a messenger RNA of Erigeron canadensis, 1185 nucleotides long. Its product is annotated as endo-1,3;1,4-beta-D-glucanase-like. The record is from RefSeq and is a predicted model, not a curated record. The transcript is spliced from 8 exons. Gene Ontology annotation, molecular function: hydrolase activity. Bases 177 to 1001 code for a protein of 274 amino acids. Lineage: Eukaryota; Viridiplantae; Streptophyta; Magnoliopsida; Asterales; Asteraceae.
UUUCAUCCUGCUUCCCUCCAUUGAUUCUCCUUCUUUCUCUAUAUAUAUAUCUAAUUAUUAAUAUACUAAUAUCUAUCUAGCUAUCUCACACACAACAAAAAUCACGCCAUCAAAUUCGCCGAUACACAUAUCUUAAGUAAUUGGACUCUCUGUCUGUUUAAAACAACAACACCUCCAUGAACCUCCUCGCAAAUCUUGUAUGUAUAAUUAUAUUAUUAUGUUCGGUACUAAUUAUCAUACCAUCAUCAUCGGUCCACGCCGCCUACGAUGAUCGCAAAGUCGACUGCAGCAAAAACCCUCCAGCUGGGGAUGAACAAGGCAAAGUUCACCAGAUUGCAUCUCUCUGUGCUUAUUUCUCUGGCAAACCUCAUUCCAAAAAACCUGCUGUUAUUCUUCUUUCUGAUGUUUGGGGUUAUGGAGUUCCAAAAUUGAGGAAAUUUGCGGAUAAAGUUGCAUCUGCAGGAAACUUUGUAGUCGUUCCUGAUUUGUUUUUUGGUGAUCCCACGACCAAUACCACUCAAAAAGAAGUUUGGCUAGCAAAACAUAGACCGGAGGAAGCAGUUAAAUAUGUGAAGCCGCUUAUUCAGGCUCUCAAAGAGAAAGGCGUACAUAAAAUUGGAGCUGCGGGAUUCUGUUGGGGUGGCAAGGUCGUUGUAGAGCUAGCAAAGGAGGCUGAUAUAAUACCAGUUGCUGCACUCUUGCAUCCUUCGUAUACAACUAUAGAUGAUAUCAAGGGAGUUAAGGUACCUAUGGCGUUACUGGUUGGUGAGCGCGACAAUGGUACCCCACCAGAAUAUGUCAAAGAGAGUACGGCUGCUCUAAAAGCCAACCAGGUUGAUUAUUUUGUGAAGGUAUAUCCUGGGAUGCCGCAUGGUUGGACCAUUAGAUAUAAAGAUGACAUUCCAGCUCAGAAGAAGUAUUCAGAAGAAGCUUGUCAGGAUCUUGUGGAUUGGUUUGGUAAACAUCUUAAAAAAAUCCAUUCAGCCAAAAGAUUUGUAUGACACAAAAGAGAUGGAGAUUUCUGAGAAGCUUUGUCAUAAAUAAAGUGUGAUUUAAGUUGUUUAGCCACACCUGAUUUAAAAGAUAUUACAUGUUUUAUUUCCAAUAAAAAUGCAAGAUUGCAUGAAUUUGUAAACUUAUUUAAAUUUAUUAAACCUGCAAUUACAAUCUUAACUCUUUAAGCCA